Sorghum bicolor (sorghum) is the source of this 1479-nucleotide messenger RNA. RefSeq lists its product as uncharacterized. Bases 258 to 1241 code for a protein of 327 amino acids. The record is from RefSeq and is a predicted model, not a curated record. NCBI's taxonomy places the organism in Eukaryota, Viridiplantae, Streptophyta, Magnoliopsida, Poales, Poaceae. The transcript is spliced from 7 exons.
AAGCUGCUUCCCAAACGGCCAACCCCAAAAAGGCGCCGCCGCCUGCGGCGACACGCGCACGAAAAGGCAUCGACCACAUCCCUCUCGUGAGCGCGCACUUCUGCUAGCCUGCUGCCGUGCCGCAGUGUGAUUACAGCUCGUCGCUCGAGGUGAACUCCGGCGUGCGGAACCCUAGCGCCGCGCGGGCGUGGAGCCCACCGGCCUCGGCGCCGGCGGCGGUACUACUAGGAUGGCUCCGCCCGUGAGGCCGUGACGCCAUGGUGAGGGGCUUGCGGCUCGGUGGCCGCGCGGCCGCCGCGGCGAGGUGGUGCACCUGCCGCCGCGUCGCCGUCGCCCUCUGCGUGGGCAACCUCGUCGCCGCGCUGCUCGUGGCCCGCGCGCUCUACGCUCCCGGCUCCUUCGCAUUUGCACCCAGACGUGGGGAGCUGAGGUAUUCCAGGGAGCAGAUGAGGUGGGUGGAGGAGUCGAUCCGGAUUCGCCGCGCGGCCGAGCCCGUCGAGCUCAUUGAAGCGGUGAAGAAGCUGCGCAAGGCAUUCGCGAGGGAAGAGAAGAGGCGAAGGGAGCUGCCGCUGGAGCUGAAGCAGAAAGUUUCGCUUGAGAUUUUGCAGAGGCUGCACGAUUUGGGGGAAAAUGCUAAUACCACGGAACAACGAGCUGUAGAAGCAUGGCGUGUUGGGAAGCUUAAGUACAUGAGAAGUACAUCUACUAAGAAUUUAUCAAAUGUUAGCCUCUCCAGUGAAGAAUCAAGGAGGUUAAAGCGAGCCUUGGAGUUUAACUGGCAAAUGCUAUUGGAGGACAUCGGUCUUUGGAUACCUCCCACUAUAUAUCAUAUUGAACAUGAUGACAAGCCUGAGAAUGAACCAGAAGAUGAAGGGAUAAUACCUGGUCCACCUUUGCCACCUGAAUGCAAUACUGAGCUGCAUACUGAUUAUGGUGGCACUGCUGUUAGAUGGGGCUUAACACAUCACAAAGAAAGUGCCGCAGAUUGCUGUCAAGCCUGUAUAGAUCAGGCUAAGAGGGCUAGACCAGGAGCUUUAAAGUGUAAUAUUUGGGUUUACUGUCCGUCUGAGUAUGGAUGCUACUCGCCAGACAAAUAUGAACACAAACAUCAAGAAUGCUGGUUGAAGCAGGCUGACCACCCUAGAUUAAACUUCAAAGACCGCUACUCUGAGCCAUACAGAGAUUCUCAUCCGACUGCUCCUGUUGUUGUGCCAUGGAUGUCUGGUGUCAUUACUGCAUGAGCUGCCUGCCCACAGGAGCCCAUCUCCAAUGUGCAUCCCAACUGAACUUUGUACAUUUUCUGCAAACUCAGAAAACCAUUUUUCUUUUCCUUCUUUAGCACUUAGUCUUUAGGUUAGUCUACUUGAUAGCUGAAGUUAGUCUGAGCUGGUGCCUGGGUGGUAGGAUUUGGGUUAUGCUGGUGGCUUACUCUUGAAAUUAUACAGAGCUAAAUGCCUAAAUCAAUUCUUUUGUUUUCUC